CCCUAAAAAAACACUCGUAUUCCGUCCCUGCUCGAGCUCCCGAUUUCUGAAUUUGUUCCUCGUUUCGUUGCCAGCCCAAUCGGUUCAGUUUCGGCGGUAACAAGAUCAACUGCGGUCGCCAGUCGAUUCUGUGAGCCUGCCAGCCAUGGAGUUGUCCAGUUCCGUCUCGUCCACGGCGGCGGCGGCGGCGCAGGCGCGGCUGCUCCGGCCGCCGUCGUUUCGCCAGCCGGGGCCGGCGGGAUUCGUGUCCUGUAGGAGUUACGCUAUAAGGAGCAAACUGGUGAGGGCGAUGCCUCCGAUCCUUGCUAGCUUCCAGCCUGCAUCUCCUCGGUACCCAAGCUUUCAAGACGCAAAUGGCAAAAGACGAAAUGUUCCUUGUUAUCAGAGACAACAAACCCCGCAGGUAGAAGCCAGGUCGAUGGAGGAGGUAUAUGACACUUUGGCUGAACACCUUCUUUCGGUCUUGAAGAAUAUUGAACAUCUUGAUUCAAAAUACAUUGUUGGUCUAGCUGGCCCACCUGGUGCUGGCAAGUCCACAGUUGCCUCUGAAGUUGUUCGACGUGUUAAUACAUUUUGGUCCCAGAAGCACACAAAGGGUAGUGGAGCACCGCUUCCUACCAAGGAAAUUGCUGCAAUGCUUCCAAUGGAUGGUUUCCACCUUUAUCGUGCCCAGCUUGAUGCAAUGGAGGAUCCAAAAGAAGCACAUGCAAGAAGAGGAGCACCCUGGACAUUCAAUCCAUCACUGUUUCUGAAAUGUCUACAUACACUAAGAACAGAGGGUUCAGUUUAUGCUCCAUCAUUUGAUCAUGGUGUUGGCGACCCAGUUGAGAAUGACAUAUUUGUAAAGCCACAGCACAAAAUAGUGAUAGUUGAAGGGAACUAUCUGUUACUGGAAGAAGAUGUUUGGACCGAAAUUAGAGACUUGUUUGAUGAGAAAUGGUUCAUUGACAUUGACAUUGAUAUCUCCAUGCAAAGAGUGCUCAAGAGACAUAUUGCAACCGGAAAAGAGCCAGAUGUAGCAGCAUGGAGGAUCUCCUACAACGACCGACCGAAUGCAGAGCUUAUCCUGGAAUCAAGGAAGAAUGCUGACCUUGUGAUCAGAUCAGUAGACUUCUCAAGCUAGUGUUCAAUUCUUUCAAUAGGAAAUAGCAUUGUGGUUCUAGAGUUGGAGGUUGUUGUGGGCUGUUUCCGUGGAGAUUCCUGUACAUAUAAUAAGCUGAAUGCCUGUUUCAAAUUUUCAUGGUGAUUGUGUUGCAUGUAAUAAGAUAUUCCUUCACUAUGUACCGUGGAGGAUUGUUAAGUAAUUUAUUGACAUUUUUUAAUAGAAACACCCUUCAGAUU
This is a messenger RNA of Zea mays, 1341 nucleotides long. RefSeq lists its product as uncharacterized. The coding region runs from base 146 to 1123 and encodes 325 amino acids. The transcript has 12 exons. Gene Ontology annotation, molecular function: ATP binding; kinase activity. Lineage: Eukaryota; Viridiplantae; Streptophyta; Magnoliopsida; Poales; Poaceae. The record is from RefSeq and is marked provisional.